This is a messenger RNA of Prunus dulcis (almond), 1224 nucleotides long. RefSeq names its product 40S ribosomal protein S20-2-like. Gene Ontology annotation, biological process: translation. Gene Ontology annotation, molecular function: RNA binding; structural constituent of ribosome. The record is from RefSeq and is a predicted model, not a curated record. Lineage: Eukaryota; Viridiplantae; Streptophyta; Magnoliopsida; Rosales; Rosaceae. The transcript is spliced from 5 exons. The coding region runs from base 693 to 1043 and encodes 116 amino acids. Gene Ontology annotation, cellular component: ribosome; cytosolic small ribosomal subunit.
AUAUCAUCUUAUACAACCCUAAAAUGGGUUGAUUUUUAAAACAUGGCGCUUGUCAAUUAUCAAGCGUCGUCUUUUAAAACACGCUAAACAAAAGGAGCCGCUUAAGUGAAUUCGAGCUCGACCUAAAAUCCAGAUUUCCCCGUCUAUGUGAAAACCUUAUCUCUCCCUUCUUGAAACUUCAUGACCUCUUCUCUCUCCUUCCUUGAAACCCUCUCUGAAACACUCCCUCUCUCACCUUUCUAUUCCUCAUACGCACGUACAGGCCAUUGACGCCAUGGACGCCGCGAUGCCAUCGAUGAUGCGAUGCCAUUGACGCAGCGACGUCGUCGAUGAUGCGAUGCCAUCGACAUAGCGACGUCGUCGAUGCCAUCGUCUUCUUCGCAUUAGUCAUCACCGGCCGCCAUCGACGCCAUCUUCAUCCCAAACUUCGUUGACACUCGCAAACUGACGCCAUGAGGUCGACACCACCACCAAGAAGACAUACAACCUCUUCGACAGAAAAGAAAUCAGAGGACAUUGUCGAAGAGGUGACGGUCAUCGUCUAUCUCUCGAUGGCUCUCUCUUGACAGAGCUCUUUCUUGUUGUCUCUCUCUAGCUUGCUCGAUCUCUCUUGCUGGCUGGCUCCAUGAGAGCCUCCCUUCCUCUAUUCCACAGAAAAGGCCUUAUCUCCUCAAAGCUGAAAGACUUUAACCAUGGCACCCUCCCUCUUCUCUAUGCUGCUCCUCUGCGCCUGCAUUGUUUGCACUGAUCUGGUUCGUGGUGCAAAGAACAAGAGGCUCCGGGUUAAGGGACCCGUGAGAAUGCCAACCAAGGUUCUGCACAUUACCACCAGGAAGUCCCCUUGUGGUGAAGGUACCAAGACAUGGGACAGAUUUGAGUUGCGUGUCCACAAGAGGGUGAUUGACCUCUUCAGCUCUUCUGAUGUCGCCAGUUUCCUACGCCAAGAAAGUGGUUCUAACGAAGCUACUGCUAGCGUGGGGGAAGUAGUGUUGGUUCAACCUGCUAUUAAAUGCAGGGGAAAAGUGGUGAUGAUGAAGGUAUAGCUCUGUAUACAUAUGGAGAACUUGACUUGGAGGAUAAUUAGGUAUAUGAAUUUUGGUGUAUUAUUGUAAUUAGGCUUGCAGCUUGCAGCUAGUGGGCCCUAGAGUACUUUCAUUUUUUAGAUUUCUUUUUGUUCUAUUGUACUCUUGAUAUUCUAUUUAUGAAAGAAACAAUUUUUGAGUA